Molecule: messenger RNA, 1515 nt
Organism: Plenodomus lingam JN3
Lineage: Eukaryota; Fungi; Ascomycota; Dothideomycetes; Pleosporales; Leptosphaeriaceae
Source: RefSeq, a predicted model, not a curated record
AUGGUGUUCCUCGCACGACUCUACAGCAUCGAAAACGCGAACGCCAGUCGAUCGAAGAGAAAGCCCAGAGCCAACAAUAUCUCCACCCCCUUCAGUCUCGCCCGCCGACGGGAGCCAGCGUACAGGCCAAGCAAGCCUCCUGGAAAGAACUGGCCCCAGCUCUUCUACAAACGCUAUCCAGAGCUUAAACCAAGUAAAGCCAGUGCGCUAGACUGGAACCGUUACGAUAUUUUUGACAAGGUCAUACACUGGUUUGAAGUAAUUGGAGAGGUCCUACAGGACCCCGCUGUUCUACAAGAGAACGUCUAUAAUAUGGACGAAACUGGUGUCAUGCUUUCCAAGCUGAACUCUGUCAAAGUCCUUGUUUCUCGAGAUAACGAGCGAGGCUAUAGAGGUGCCCGUGUCAAGCGAACGAUUGUCACUGCUGUCGAAUGUGUAAGUGCCGAUGGCAGGUAUUUGACCCCUAUGAUUAUUUGGCCUGCAUUAACUCAUCGAUCUAACUGGACCACGCAUCCUACCCCUGGAUGGCAUUAUGCAUUUUCGGACACCGGCUACACCGACUUAUAUCUUAGCUUGCAGUGGCUCAAGCUUUUUUGUUUUGAGAACAACAUUAUUCUAUGCCGUCUCCCCUCCCACACGUCCUAUAAGCUUCAACCCUGCGACAUCUCGGUAUUCAGCCCACUGAAGGUGGCCUACCGCGAACAGGUCGAGCGGUUGGAGCGAGGAUGUGUUGGAGCAAUUGGGAAGGAGCAUUUCACCUAUCUGUAUAGCCCCGCAAGGGACCAAGCCUUUACGUCCAGGAACAUACGGGCGGGAUGGUCGAGAGCUGGCCUCUUCCCCUUUAACCCAGCCAAGGUACUUAGUGAUAUACCAAAGCCUCUCGCUGGAUUGAGUGCCCCCGCAACCAACGAGAUGGAGGGAGAUGCUUGCAUGCAAGACCAAGUACCACAAACACCAGUAACGCCAAUCACAGCAAAUGCAGUUGCCUCGCUGCACAAUCUAAUCAAGCAGGACACACACGUAGUUGAUGAGGCGAGCAGACAGCGCUUGCAGAGGCGCAUACAGAAGCUUACAAAUGCUACCCAACUGUCCUUUGCAGAACGUGCCCUCCUUGAGGAACAGAAUCAAUUCUUUACCGAGAUUAACAACGAAGCAAAAGUUCGCCGCUCGACCAAAUCGAUAAUGCUGGAGACUGGGUCGGCGAGGGUGGUAAGCUACGAACACCUUGUCGAGGCACGAGAGGAUCGUGCUUCAAAAGACGCCGAGAAAGAGGCUAGAAGAAUCGCGAGUGAGGUGAAGAAAGCUGCUAAGGCUUCGCGAGCAGCCGAAGUCCCCACUGGCAAGAAGAAACGAGGUCGAAAGCGAAAGAUUGACACUCUGGAGAUAAAUACGCCUACACCAAAGGCCCAAGCGGUGCGGAAAAGCAAAGGACAGAUUGCGGCUGAGGUAGUAGGAGUACUAGGUGUGGAACAAGUAGGAGGACCAAGUGUGGAAGAGGGAGAACUUCCGCCUUAA